Kwoniella botswanensis is the source of this 3591-nucleotide messenger RNA. RefSeq lists its product as uncharacterized. Bases 1 to 3591 code for a protein of 1196 amino acids. Lineage: Eukaryota; Fungi; Basidiomycota; Tremellomycetes; Tremellales; Cryptococcaceae. The transcript has 6 exons. Gene Ontology annotation, molecular function: 3',5'-cyclic-nucleotide phosphodiesterase activity. Gene Ontology annotation, biological process: signal transduction. The record is from RefSeq and is a predicted model, not a curated record.
AUGCCGCUGUCAAACAUUCGAAUGCUCGCUCACCUCUCGCCUCCCAGCAGGUCAGACAAAGCCUCUUCCUCCGGUGGACCAUCUUCGCCAAGAAGGAAACGAAGUGCCGCUGAUCUUCGCCGAUUCGUCACCACCUUUUUGCCCAGCAUGGGGUCCGGCGCCCAAGUCAACCAUAACCCUCAUCCCUCCUUGAACCUUCUCGUACUACUCCCCUCCGCAGCUCAUUUACAUCAACUGCCUUCACCCCCCAGUCGACCAUCAGGCUUGUUAUCUAGGAAAUCAAGUUCGACCGUACCUUCUUUACAGAGUAUCAGAGCGGGUGAAGCUAUCUCUUCGACAUCGUCCUCACCGGCAUACAAAGGUAGAAAUGGGGAUGAUGCUCAGGGUCCAAGUAGUUCGGUCAUGGCUAGUAGGAGGUUGAGUCUCGCUCCGGGUUUAGGUGCAGGUGCACCAUUGGUAUCCUCAAAUAUGGAUUUGGAUCUGAUUUCACCCACUUCAACACCUAUACCAGGAGGAGCUGGAUCCUCAACAAUGACACCAUCAAGUCCAAUAGAUAAACAUACUGUGCCGCCUCCCUUUGGAUCGAAAUCAAUCACACCACCUGGAUCAGGUUCAGCAGCAUCUUCCACUCAGACUUCACCCAACCCCUCGUCGAUUCCUGCAUUUGGAGCGAGACGAUCGACUGGAACUGGGUCAUCUAGAUUAUCAAGAAGAAGGCCUGUCACAGCUACUACCUCGAGUGGAAUCGCCAGUACCAUCGCCCCCGCGUUGAUGGGCAUACCAGGUGGAAGAGCCAGCUUGGCUGUACCUCCUGGACUAGGUGGUGUGUCCCAUUCGAACAGGACGAGACCCGGUUGGGAGGCGGAUGAGGUGAUUGGUACAUUACGAGGAAGUGGGAUGGAAGUCACCGUCAUACGACACGCUUCUCAUCUUCCAGCUGUACUCGACCCUUCUUCCCACUCAUCCUUCCAAGCACCUCCCAUAGUCCGAUCAAACGACCCUAACGAACCACUGACUCAAGUCGUACUCGUCCCAUUGACCGAUUCACCCGCUUUCCCCUCGCUAUCUCUACUAUUGCAACAAGGUACAACCCCUACCGCAGUGUGCUUCCAGCAAGAUCUGCUGGAUCGAGCCAAAAGGUCAGAAGACGAAUGGCUACCUGGCGCUGUAGAACAGAUCCGAUCGAUAAGCAACAUGCCACACACUCCCAGUCAUCCUUCUUCCACCUCAUCCACCACCGCCGAACCACCAGUCAUAAUCGCAUAUUCCGCCAAUCCUGCGUUGUCCCAAGCUGCCAUCAACGCAUGUAUCAAUGCGGGCGCUGCUGGUGUGAUCAAACCGCCUUAUGAGCUCGACACUGCUGACUUGGUCAUGCGGAUCGUCACCGCAUACCGAGAGGGAAAACCACUAUCUACCAAUCCUUCACCUCCUUUAGGUCGAACGCCUUCCCCUCUCUCCCAAUCACGAUCACCUCUUGGUACACCGCGAAGUGAAGAAACUACCGUGGUCCUCCCUCCUACUGCACUUGAUAUGGGAGCAGAGCAUGAGGGGGAAAGAGUUCUCGGUGCAGCAGUAUCAGGUGGACCGAAUGGACAUCGUAAAUCGUCUAGUGGAAGUUGGAACACUGAACCAGUCAAACGAUCGUCAAUCUCUGGUCCAGGUAGGAAAUCAUCUCUGACUACUAACAAUAGUGGAACACUGUCGCCCCCACCUAUGACAUCAGACACACUCGCUUCCAAGUUAUCUUUCCCACCUCUACCAUUAGACUUCUCUUUACCUCAGCCGUACCCCUAUGCCAUGGAAUGCAAUCCCCGAAGGCGAAGUGUGGAUAUUGGUGGAUUGUCACUAGCAAUCAAACGAGCUUCUUUGGCUUUUGAAGAUACCUCAAAUCCCAUUGGAACUACCCUUUCACAAAUCAAGGAAGGAUAUUCCUUCCCUCCCUCCACACCCACCAAGAAGAAGUCGAGUAACGAACCUGCUCAAGUUGACGAGAGCGAAGGCCAAGGCUCGGAAUUGGCGGAGUUGUUGAGUGCCAUGUUCUGUCAUUCUAUGACUACGAUCGAAGUUCAGAUGAGCGAUUAUGAAGCACUAUCUGCUCCUUUGAAUCAAGAACAUCGAGAAAAGUUGGUCCGCGAGUUGUCAACUUGGAAUUUCAAACCUCACCACUUACCUGAAGGUGACCUGUAUCGAGUAGCAUGUUUGAUGUUCGAGAGCGUUUUGAGUAUAAAGGGACUGAAAGAGAUGGACAUUAGUAGGGACCAAAUCAACCGACUUCUCUUUGCGAUUCGAGCGAUUUAUCACGCUCCCAACCCAUAUCACAACUAUGUCCAUGCCAUCGAUGUCCUCCAGGCUACAUACAUGUUCCUCGCUCAAAUCGGUGUUGCACCUCCUUUCUCUUAUAUGCGCGAUUGGACACCGGAGAAACCCGCUUGGCAACGUUCAGACCCAUCUGACCGGGAGAUAAGCGUAGGGACGAGGAGAGCUAGAGAAGUCAUGAGACCCCAGGAUGUGUUGGGUGUGCUGGUAGCUGCGAUGGGACAUGAUGUUGGACAUCCAGGGUUGAGUAACGCUUUUAUGAAAAACGCAAAGGUUCCCUUAUCCCAAGUAUACGAUGACAAGUCGGUUCUCGAAAACAUGCACUGCAUGCUGAUCGUUCAACUACUUCGAAAACAUGGAUUCGGGUUCCUCAUUGAAGGUGCACCUAAUUCUCCAACUCAGACGAUCGAUCAAAAGGGAUUCCGAAGGGUAUUGUACUCUACUGUUUUAGCUACCGAUAUGAGUCUACAUUUCGCUUGGAUACAGCGAUUGAAGGAUUUCGAUGAGGGUUUGAGGGAAGGGGAAAUAGGGGAAGAUGAAUAUGAUAGAGUUAUGAUUUGUCAAGCUCUAAUCAAAUGUGCAGAUAUCAGCAAUCCAACUCGACCAAUCGACGUAUCUCAACAUUGGUCAUCCGUCUUACUUGAAGAGUGGGCCAAACAAGCUUCUUUAGAAUCCGAUUUGGAAUUACCGGUCUCAGUGGUAGCCUCGGCCGAUGCGGCAUUACAAGCUAAAGGUCAAAUUGGAUUCAUCGAUUUGUUCACUUUACCGCUAUUCGAAGCUGUAUCAGAAGCUUUACCUGAACUUCAAGUUUAUGCUGAUUCAUGUGCGGAUAACCGGGAUAUUUGGCAAAGAAGACUAGAUACACUUACUGCUCCUCCUCCAGAGGAUCAGGUGGAUGUCCAAGUGGAAGAACAGAUGAUCCAACCUUUGGUCGAAGGUGCAUCUCACGAUGAAAGGUUCAGAACUCUUUUCCCGUUGUUAUUACCUACGACGUUAAUUGCGGGAUUAGAUGAAUGGGCUUCUUCAACAACCACAACCACGACGGAUCUCACUCCACCUACGCCUACUUCUUUGAAUACCGAGAAAGACUCGCAACAUCCCCAAUCGCCCGCCGCCAAGACUAUUAGAUCGGUGUACAAGGCGAAAUUGGCUGCACAAGCUCCCAGAGGAAGAGUUACAUCUAGUUCUUGGGCUAGAAGUUUGACAGAGUGGAACGAAGGUAGAAGGAUGUCGACACCUGAAGUGGUUGUUUCAAGGGAUCAAUUCUCCUCAUGA